CACGCGCUCCGGGAUCAUUUGUCAUCAGUGAAGACGAGACGAAACUGUCUCAAGUUGACAGGGAGGCAGACUCAUCGCUUCUUCUACUCACUGAAGCCUUUACUUGCUUUUGAUCAUGGAUGCGUCCCUCUUUCAGUUCUUCCUAGAGGAAUUCGGCGACACCAACUGUACUCUUAUGGAUGCUUUUCAGGACACUUUAUACGAGAAUUCGUCUUUUGCGUCGAUGAGUGUCGACGGUCUGUAUUGUAACGCCACUACGGAUGAAAUCGGAACUUGCUGGCCAAGAAGCAACUCUGGACGAAUAAUUGAGCGACCGUGUCCGGAGUUCAUUAACGGCAUCAAAUACAACACCAGUAGAAUUGCUUACAGAGAGUGCUUGGACAAUGGCACAUGGGCACUGAAAAGUAACUACUCCAACUGUGAGCCCAUUUUAGAGGAAAAGAGGAAGUACCCCAUGCACUACAAGAUAGCCCUCAUCAUAAACUACUUUGGUCACUGUAUAUCUGUUGGAGCUCUCGUUAUUGCCUUCAUUCUCUUUCUGUGCUUGAGGAGCAUCCGAUGCCUUCGCAACAUAAUCCACUGGAACUUAAUUACGACUUUCAUUCUGAGGAAUGUAAUGUGGUUUUUGCUUCAGCUGAUUGACCAACACAUUUAUGAGACGAAUGAGCCCUGGUGUCGUCUUAUAACAACAAUCUAUAAUUACUUUGUGGUGACCAAUUUUUUCUGGAUGUUUGUGGAGGGCUGCUAUCUUCACACAGCUAUUGUGAUGACAUAUUCCACAGACAAGCUUAGAAAAUGGGUCUUCCUCUUCAUUGGAUGGUGUAUACCAUGUCCGAUAAUUAUAGCAUGGGCCAUUGGAAAACUUUACUAUGAAAACGAACAAUGCUGGUUUGGGAAGGAACCUGGAAAGCACAUAGACUACAUUUAUCAGGGGCCCGUGAUUUUAGUUCUUCUUAUAAAUUUUGUGUUCCUUUUCAACAUUGUGCGCAUUUUAAUGACAAAACUGAGGGCUUCAACCACAUCUGAAACAAUACAAUACAGGAAAGCGGUGAAGGCCACUCUAGUGCUUCUGCCUUUACUCGGUAUCACAUAUAUGCUGUUUUUUGUGAACCCAGGCGAGGAUGACAUAUCUCAGAUUGUAUUCAUCUAUUUCAACUCAUUUCUCCAGUCCUUUCAGGGAUUCUUUGUGUCAGUAUUUUACUGCUUUCUUAAUGGGGAGGUACGUUCCGCAGCCAGAAAGCGUUGGCACCGCUGGCAAGACAAACACUCGCUGCGAGUCAGAGUGGCGAGAGCCAUGUCCAUCCCCACCUCCCCCACCCGCAUCAGCUUUCACAGCAUCAAGCAGACCACAGCCGUCUGACCUUUACGCUAUAGCAUUUCCUCUUUUAUAAUUCAGCCACAUAGUUGGACUGCAAGUGGCACGAGAGACCAAGUGAUUGUUUUUGGCUUUUUAUGGUCGGGAGUGUGACAUCUGUCAAGCAGUGAAUUUAAUUUAUAUCUCUUGUUUAAUUUUAAUAAUGGACCAUGAAUGGAAGGGUUUUAACUGAACUGAUUAAAUUUUUCUUUUUACUCAAUAGUUGCCACAAUCCAGAAGACCCUAUGACCCUAUCUAUCUAUCUAUCUAUCUAUCUAUCUAUCUAUCUAUCUAUCUAUCUAUCUAUCUAUCUAUCUAUCUAUCUAUCUAUCUAUCUAUCUAUCUAUCUAUCUAUCUAUCUAUCUAUCUAUCUAUCUAU
Carassius carassius (crucian carp) is the source of this 1733-nucleotide messenger RNA. Its product is annotated as corticotropin-releasing factor receptor 2-like. Gene Ontology annotation, biological process: long-term synaptic potentiation; cell surface receptor signaling pathway; adenylate cyclase-modulating G protein-coupled receptor signaling pathway. The record is from RefSeq and is a predicted model, not a curated record. Lineage: Eukaryota; Metazoa; Chordata; Actinopteri; Cypriniformes; Cyprinidae. Gene Ontology annotation, cellular component: dendrite; plasma membrane; axon terminus. Bases 116 to 1360 code for a protein of 414 amino acids. Gene Ontology annotation, molecular function: corticotropin-releasing hormone receptor activity; G protein-coupled peptide receptor activity; corticotrophin-releasing factor receptor activity. The transcript is spliced from 12 exons.